Messenger RNA from Cylicocyclus nassatus, 1644 nucleotides. Lineage: Eukaryota; Metazoa; Nematoda; Chromadorea; Rhabditida; Strongylidae. The record is from the annotation of a GenBank genome assembly.
AAAACACCUUUGUACAUGACGUUUUCGGCAUCCUUUGCGAAAGUCUAGCUACUUGCUAGAUUUCGUACGUCCAAUCGAUUAUACAUUGCAGAUAAUUUUGCUUCAUGACCUGCGAGGACGUGGCCCAUCUUCUAUGCGUUAAUUUCAAUCAAGAUGCGAAGUCCUUAGCUGUGGGCCAUUCCAACGGAUAUAUUCUGUACAGAACUACAGAUGUUUUGGAAGCUUCCAUUCUAGUGGAUAAUGCUGACUCUUCCCCAGCCAUUCACGAUGCGAUCAUCGUUGAAAGACUGUUCAAUUCGUCACUCGUCGUUAUCGUCUCGCAAAAGGAGCCGCGCGUUAUCUGCAUAUAUCAUUUCAAAAGCAAGAAUAUGAUAUGUGUCUAUAAAUUCAUCAAAUCAGUGCUCAACGUCAAAUUGAAUCGCGAUCGAGUUGUUGUUUGUCUUGAGGAUAGCAUACACAUUUAUGUUCUGAAGGACAUGAAGCUGCUGCACACGAUCCUGGACACACCACUCAAUCGUCUCGGACUGAUCGAUCUUUCGCCAGCAGGAAGUUCGUUGAUUGCUUAUCCAGCAAGUGCAGAAGCUGGAAGUGUACAUAUUUUUGAUUGUAUGAACUUAUCAGCAGUCAAUACAUUCACGGCACAUGACGGCCCUCUUGCAUGCUUGAAGUUCAAUUCUGAUGGUACUAUGAUCGCAACGGCAAGUACAAAAGGCACUGUUAUCCGCGUAUACAGUGUGCCACAAGGAACAAGGCUGUUUGAGUUUCGAAGAGGAAUGUCAAGAUGCGUCACAAUUUACUCGCUUGCCUUUUCUGCCGACUCAACUUACUUGUGCUCAUCGAGUAAUACUGAGACAGUGCAUGUGUUCAAACUGGAGAAACCAGAUGAUCAGGAAAAGAAACAGGAGCCAUCUUCCGAAUCCUCUAGUGGAUGGUUUGGAUACUUAACACAAGCAGCAUCGAGUUAUCUUCCUGCGCAAGUGAAUGAGCUAAUGACGGUAGAGAGAAGUUUUGCACAUGCUAUACUCCCUGGAUCAGACAAGAAGAAUGUGGCAGCAAUGCUCACGAUCAGUGGUCAACCCCACCUUCUUGUUGCAACAACAGAUGGAUUUCUGUAUUGUUAUCGUGUGCUGAGUUCCGGUGGCGAAUGUGAUCUAGUCAAAAUGCAUCGUAUAGGUGCGAAUGCUACAGAUGCCAACAGAGGAGAUUCUAGUCGGCAAAAACCAGCCGAGUCUAGUUCCCGAGUGCCAGAUGCUAACGAUCCAGAAGAGUUCCCUCCCAUUUGUCAUACAACCGGCUAAGUGAUCUUUUUUACAUACAUUCCCGUGAACAGUUUUGAUCAUUUUGAUAGUUUUGUUUGGCUUUUGUACUUCUUUUGUAAUGUCGGCUGGUUCCCACUACUAGGCUAAAUACUUUUUCGCCUCCUUUUGGAUUAAUAUUGCACUUUUGGUGUGCCUUCUUUACCACAGCGUCCGAUGCUUUUUGUUAGCAAUACUAUUUUUCCAACAUAUGUAACGUGCACCUGGAGCUUUGGCGGUUGACUAGGAUGAAAUACUUCCAUGCAUGAAAGAUUAGCUUUUGUAACUUUUGAAAACGAUACCGUGAUUGAGAGGUAGUCUUUGAGUGUAGGUAAAAAAGGCGAUUUUU